Molecule: messenger RNA, 1330 nt
Organism: Drosophila montana
Lineage: Eukaryota; Metazoa; Arthropoda; Insecta; Diptera; Drosophilidae
Gene: Cam
Product: Calmodulin
Exons: 5
Coding region: 343-792 (149 amino acids)
Molecular function (GO): enzyme regulator activity; calcium ion binding
Source: RefSeq, a predicted model, not a curated record
UCAUUUGAGCAUAUAACAGCGGCCAUUUAACAUUUGCUUUGCAGCCAAACAGCAGCCCAACAGCGCAAAUUUAUUGUAGUACGCUAACGGUUUUUAAACGGUACAGUUACAAUUGAGUUGUCAACCGUUACGGACGCAAGUUCUGAUUAGGAUCUGUGUUAUUAAAAAAUUUGCCUAAAACGCAAAUAAUUUACAAGUUAUACGUUGAACGCGCGUCGCCGUCGUCGUCCACGUAAAUUCCACUCACACAUACCACAGCAAAAGUCGCCGCCAGCAGCAGCCGCAGCGGAUUAACCUUUAGCUACAUUUCUUUCCAAACACAACAAAAACCCAACAACAAAAAUGGCCGAUCAGCUGACAGAGGAACAAAUCGCUGAGUUCAAAGAGGCGUUCUCGCUAUUCGACAAAGACGGCGAUGGCACCAUCACAACAAAGGAAUUGGGAACAGUCAUGCGCUCCCUGGGACAGAACCCCACAGAGGCUGAGCUGCAGGAUAUGAUAAACGAGGUCGAUGCCGAUGGCAACGGUACAAUUGAUUUCCCAGAAUUCCUUACCAUGAUGGCACGCAAAAUGAAGGACACCGAUAGCGAAGAGGAGAUUCGGGAAGCCUUCAGAGUGUUCGAUAAGGAUGGCAACGGCUUCAUUUCAGCGGCCGAAUUGCGUCACGUAAUGACAAAUUUGGGCGAGAAAUUAACAGACGAGGAGGUCGAUGAGAUGAUCCGUGAGGCUGAUAUCGAUGGUGAUGGUCAGGUCAAUUACGAAGAAUUCGUGACUAUGAUGACAUCGAAGUGAAGCGUUAAAUUAUUUCUUUUUAAGCCUUUCUAUUUUUUUAAGAUGUUGACGAAGACUGUAGCUGUGCGCAAUAACAUCGCGCCGCGCUGUUGCUAUGGACCCCAGUAAAAGAUCUUAAAAAAACAACAAAGAGUUAAGCAAAAAACAAAACAACAACAAGAAGAAGAAACAUAAAAAACAACAACAUUUAAGAAACUUAUAAAAAAAAAUGAAAAGAACUUACACUUAAACGAAGCAUAAAGAAAAGAAAAGAGAAAAGCAAAAAGCAAGAAAAUUUAAACAAGCAAAAAAUGAGAAAAAAACCCAGAAAAAAUUACAUGAAAAAUUAUAUAAAAAACAAAACAAAACACACUUAAUUUUAAUGCAAAAAGCGAAAAAGAAAAGAAACCAACAACAAAACAGCAAAACUUAAAGAAGUCACCGUUUAAACAACAACAAAAAGCAUGUUAUAAGUAAACAACAACAAAAAUUAAACUACUACACUUAACUACAGGCAUACCACACUAUAACAAACAACACGACAACAACAACAACAACA